Molecule: messenger RNA, 1518 nt
Organism: Haemonchus placei
Lineage: Eukaryota; Metazoa; Nematoda; Chromadorea; Rhabditida; Trichostrongylidae
Source: the annotation of a GenBank genome assembly
AUGAUUUUCCAUGCAGCCGAUAAAAGCGAUGAGGAAGACAGACUCAGUCAUAAAGAUAUCUCCGUCGACUCAAGUGGGAGCUGGUUCAGUCGCACAAGGGAAUCCCUGAGAGGGGACAUCUCUUCAAUAUGUUUACUAUUGUUUCUGUACUUAUUACAGGGUGUUCCUCUUGGCCUAAUCGCUGCAAUUCCCUUACUACUACAAAGUAAGCAUGUAUCUUAUGGUCAGCAAGCUGUGUUUUCUUUCGCAUAUUGGCCGUUUAGUAUGAAGUUGUUAUGGGCGCCCAUUGUCGAUUCAGUAUAUUGGCGGCGGAUCGGGCGUCGAAAAUCAUGGAUGGUUCCAUGUCAAUACCUUAUUGGGCUAUUCAUGCUUGUACUUUCAUUCAAAGUGCCAUAUGUCAUGGAUGCUCCUCCUAAUGUACUUUUUCUCAUGUUAAUAUUUUUACCACUGAAUUUUCUCGCUGCAACCCAAGAUAUUGCUGUUGAUGGUUGGGCAUUAACCAUUCUCUCAAGGAAGAAUGUGGGUUAUGCUUCAACAUGCAAUGCCGUUGGUCAAACUGCUGGUUAUUUCCUUGGAAAUGUAGUAUUUCUAUCACUUGAGUCGGCUGAUUUCGCUAAUACAUUUAUUCGAUCAGCCGAUAAUCAAAAACCAUACGGGAUAAUCGAUUUAGCAGGUUUCGUGUUCUUCUGGGGUUGGGUCUUCAUUGUUUCAACGACAUUAGUUCUCAUUUUCAAGAAGGAAGUGGAUAAUUCCCUUGAAACCUCCACGGCGGGCAGGGACGAUGACGAAAAAGAGCUGGACCUCGGUAUCGUAGAAACGUAUAGUGUUCUGUGGAAGAUCCUCAAACUCAGGCCCAUGAUAAUCAUGGUUUUCAUCCUACUCACAGGAAAGAUUGCCUUCGCAGCUACUGAUGGUAUUACUGGCCUAAAAUUGAUCGGUAUGGGAAUACCAAAAGACAGGCUGGCCAGCUUCGGCUUGUUUUUGACACCUUUGCAGAUUUUACUACCAUGGAUGAUUGGGAAAUGGACGGCCGGACCAAGGCCGCUGAACAUAUUCUUGCUUGCAUAUCCUUACAGGUUGUUCGUUGGAGGAAUCUUUGCCCUUUUGGUGUAUUUUACCCCACAUUUCAAACUAGAAACUGGUAAAUUUAAUAACUUGGUGUACGCUAUCUGGAUACUUGGUUACAUACUUCAUCAGGUGGCAACAUACUGUAUGUUUGUGUCAAUGAUGGCUUUCAAUGCUCAAGUGUCCGAUCCACGAGUGGGAGGAACAUACAUGACAUUGUUGAAUACCCUGAACAAUCUUGGUGGUAACUGGCCGGUUACCUUGAUACUGUCUGUUACGGAUUGGUUCACUUAUAAGGACUGUGUUGUCAAGGGAACCAAAGAUGUGCUCUACGCAUGUAAUACGAAAGAGCUUGCCGAUCAAUGUUCUGCCGGUGGUGAUGUAUGCGAAGUGGCAAUCGAUGGUUAUUAUAUUUCGGUUGCUGUAUGUUCUGUAAUCGGUCUCAUUUGGUAA